Molecule: messenger RNA, 7137 nt
Organism: Symbiodinium sp. CCMP2592
Lineage: Eukaryota; Dinophyceae; Suessiales; Symbiodiniaceae
Source: the annotation of a GenBank genome assembly
AUGCAGCCGCUGCCCUUCGUGGCGACUCUGAAGACUCCGGUCAUCGUUUCUGGUAGAGGAGCCAGGCUGUCCUCGCUGCCAGUCAUUUGGUUCACAAUCCACAACGCUAGGUUGCAGAGGUCACGUACCUUGUACAGCCUAAAUUCGCUCGCUAUGGCCGAGGCCUUCAAAGCCCGCUUUGACGCAGCUUUAGAGGAGCUCAACUUCGGCCAACGCUGCCACAAGUUGGCUCAGCUCGGAAAGGACAUCAAAGCCGCGCAGCCUGCAAACAUCCAGGCAAUUCUCGACAGCCUCUUGCCUGAGCGUGCCGCCGAUGAGACGGGUCCUUCCGAGGCAUUUGCAGAAAAGGCUCGGCUGAUCGUCGCCAAAACGGCGGGCUGCGCAGGCUACGCCAAGAAGCUCCUCGACUCGCCCUCCAAGACCGUCAGCUUCUCAGCGGCCACUGAAGGACUGCUCAAGCCGGAGGAUGCCCGGGCUUCGUUCCUGUCCAGCGACACCAGCCGGAAGAUGAAGAAGUUCCUACUGAAGUGCGACCAGCUGAAGUCGGACAAAGAAGUCCUUGAGCACGCUUUCGAGCUUUUUGGUGCCAAGGACCAGGAGAUGUUUUGGCCACUGCUGGCACGGGCGGACACCGAGGAGCUCCUGGAAGAAUACCUGGAAGACGACAAGCCCAUGCAUGACUGGCUUUCCGGGAGGAAUCAGGACAAGAUACCGGGACUGCCACAGCUAGCUCGGCGCUUCCCUGCCUUCAUGGUCAAGAUGGUGACCAGUGGGGUGCUGAAGUGGAGAUGGUACUGGGUCAAGGAGAUCCUGGAAAAGGAUCCGAUGAUGGUGCUGCGUGCCGUCAUCGUCGAUGGGCAGGAACAGGGUUCCGGACCCAAGAAAGGCUAUGUCCCGAUGGGCAAGAACCAGGGCUUCUAUUCCACGUUGGCCCACUGGGGUUGGCGUCGGCAGCCGGACAUGAUGCUGAGCCUUGUAGCGGAGUUGACUGCUCCCGGUGGCAGCAAGAAUGCCAAGGGCGGCACUUUCCGCAGCAAGGGCCGCGGGAAGGGCAUGGUCCUCAUGUCAGGCAAAGGCUCCCAAAGUGACCUGGGACUCCCCGGCCGCGAGCAAGUGCAGCGACUGGCGAACGAGCUGAUGAGCGUCACCUCCACGCGGAACGCUUUGACGACGAACAAAAAGAUCGCGAUGCUCCUGAAGAUCUGGGAUACUCUUCCGGGCACCCACAAAGUAGCACGGAUGGCGCAGAUGUUCGCGGAGCUUCUGCCCAGCUUUGCCUCCGAUGAGCACCGGCAAGGAGAGAUCUCGAACCUGAUUGCAGCCUUCUGGAAGAUGCUUCAGGACGUGGGCCGAUCGGACCGUCAAGAUCUUCUGGUCGGACCGCUUGUGGCUUCCGGGCCACAGGGAGAAAAACGACCUACUGGCAUCACGGAGUUCUUUAAGCUCUUCGUGAGGCGUCUGCCACCGCCUCUCGCAGUGACGCAGCUCUUCAAGAUCCUGGAGGAGUUCGAGGCUGGCACCCCGGCCUAUAAGUUCGUGCAGAGUGACAUCUGCAAGUCCAGCAAUGGCAGACAUGAUGACCUCAUGAAGAGCGUCUUCAAGAAAUACUUGCUGAAGGAAGACGAGGGCCCAGUGAAGGCGGCGGAGAUGUUCCAGGUCCUGCUGAAGGAUGCCCGAUCCCGAGACAUCAUCCAGACCUCGUACGACACCCUCUUGGAGCACCUGGAAGACCACUCGGAGUUGGGCCUAUUGCAAAGUGUGGUCCAGCGGAUGGGCAGUCUGGAAAAGCAGUCCCGCACGAAGGGCACCCGAGAAAUCACGCCGGAGGCCACCUUAUCCGUGCCGACGGAAUGGCUGAAGAUGGUGGAGUUGAAGGAGACCGCCCCGCCUCACUCGAGAUUCCUGCUUCUGGUUCUCCACACUGGCAUUGGCGAAAAGGAUUUGCUCGGGUCCAUGACCGUGAAGUAUGGCAACGCCUUCUUUUGGGACACCUUUGAUCACAUCCUCUCUGUCGCUCAGGGGAAGCUGAUCGAGAAGGCCACACCAAAGCCAGAUCUCUUCGUGCUCAAAGAUGUCAAUGUCCAGGUGAUUGAGGAUGCGGAGAAGAAGCUUCCCGGCAAGUCUGGCCGCAAAUCGUCCAAGGGAUCAACUGGAGUCGGAAACGUCAUCUUCGGAAUUGACGGCAGCAAGUGGGGUACCGUUGUGGGGGAUGAGGGCCGUGCGUGGAAGCUAGACAGCGGCCGAAUCGCCAAGAAAGAGACAGAAGGCGACAAGUGGACCUGGGCCGGCGGUGCUACGACAAAAGGAGCACAAGGUGCAGACAAAUAUUUCUCCAGCGUCGCAGACAUGAAGAAGAAGGCCAACGUGAAAGACAUAAGCUACUCCGACUUACUGACACUGGCUGGUAAGGACCGCUCUUGCUUGGUAGAGCGCGAUGCUGGCAAAGCCUUUGACGACUUGUUACCCUUCCUGCUCUCUCGGUUCAAUGCCGAGCAAGAGCAAGGCAGACAGCACAUUCUCAACGAGCUGCUGGUCAACAAGAAGUUUCCGGACGACUUGUGGGAGGAAAGACUUGAGCAUCUUCGGAGCUUCUGGAAGGUCAGCAGCAAAGCGCGUGAGAGCGCGAGCUACCAAUGCAGCUGGAACAAAUGCGGAAGGCAUCUGGUACAGAAAGCAUUGGGGAAUUGGGGCAAGCCGGAAAAAGAGGGCGAACUUGCACCAGAGUAUCCAACUGAAGCCUGCCUCUUCGGCUUGGAGGUGACGGCCGAUAUCAAUCUCCCGGACCUCCUCGUGAAUUCCCAUUUCAAGAUUGAGACGCUGAAGGAUCUGGAAGCCGCAACGCGCUGGGUCUUAGAGACCGCCGUGCCUCUCCAGGGAGAGUCCACCUCCCCGCUGCAGGAUUUCUGGGAGGCUUUGAAGACCAUGAGCACCAUCAAGUUCUGCGGAGAAGAUCCGGAUGCCAUCACAUCUUGGAGCGUUUCUACGAGUGUGAACCAUCUGAAGGUUCACAAGGAGAAGUCCUCGAGCUCUGCCGAGCUUGGCCAGAAGGAGUCAGGCACGGUCGUCCGCGGAGUGCAGCGCGGCAACUGGCUGGAGCUGGUGGACAACCAAGGCUUCAUGCUGAUCAUUUCCGAAAAGACUGGUUUGCCUGUCAUGCAGCAGGACUCCGGCAACACCGGCGAGAAGGGACUCUGGGAAACGUACCCCUUUAUCGGCGAGUGGUGGAAGAAGCUACUGGCCCAAGGCGUGAAGCAGAAGGGCAUCGAUUUCGUUUUCGUUGGCGUUCUGAAGCUCCUUUCCGAACGUCAGCAUCGCUUCAUCACCGGCGAUCGGAAGCUGUCAAAGAGAUGGUGGGCACCCCUCGAGUGCAAAGAAUACAAGGAUGCCGUCACCAACAUCCUGGCUAGCAUCGAGUCGGGUGUGAUUCCGGCCAAGGAGGGGUCCGAGAUGAUCUGCAGGCGCAUCGCCGCCUUGAAGGACAAGGCUGUCAUGACCGACACAGACUGGAAGAUUCUUGGCACCACCCGCCGCGAGCGCAUGGAGGACAAGAAGAGCAUUGCGAACUGUGUGGGAAAGCCAUUGAACGAGCUGGAAUUCCGCAACCUUCCCGCUUCCAGUUGGGCUUUGAAUGCUUCCUGGGACAUCCAGAAGCACCACGUCUACAAGCCACUACCAUGGCAAACCUUCCGAUGCAAAGAUUCGAUUGCAACGGCUGAGCUCACCACGCUGGAGAAGCUGUUGGAAGCUUCGAGCAGGCGUCAGGUCUUGUGGAUGAUCGUCCAGAUUGCAGCCAUGCUCUCGGGACCCCAGAUGACCAAAGUGCUGGAGGCAAGCAUCGCCACGCUCGGCGCCCGAUUUGAGGGAAUGGCGCGCACGGUUGGCAGACACUACCCGUACUUCAACUCUGCGUUGACGAAGAACGAGGUGCUGGACGGAAGCAGCGACGUUCUCACACCUCUUCUUGAGCUGCUGUUGUUGGAUGACAAAACUCGCGAUGGCUUUGUGGAGAAGAUCAUGAAGCGAGACGACUGCGAGCUCUUUGUGUUCUUUGGCACCAGCUUCGCGCGUCACCUCUGCAACUGCAGGCAGGAGUGGCUUCACAAGUGUUUGGCCAAGCUGAAAGCACCUGGAGCAAGCACGGAGUUCUACCACUUCCGGAAGCGCGGCCUUAUGCUGAGCCAGAUUGCAAGGUAUGGGAAGGCAGAGCCUGGCUGGCGCGACGUCAUCGCCAUGUCGAACAAGAAGGGAGCUGUGCAGACGUACCUGUGGCACCCGAAGACCCAAUCAGAGUUCCUCGAGAAAGCGUUGUGGUCGACUGAGCCGGAAGAGCUCACUCUCAUCCCACGCUUGGAGUUCGCAGACGGCGUGAGCAAAGUGAGCCAACUAUUGAGCAUCUAUCCGAAGGAUCAGACGACGAAGGACACUGGCUCAGAUGCUUGGGGCUGGGAGGUGAUCCAGGCUGCAGGCGCGUAUAGCGAUCUCCAGACGGAAGUGGAAAGACGCUUCGCAGAGCUGCCGGACCCCAGCUUCUGUGACAAGGUGGACGACCCCGAGGUGGAGACACUGCUCACUGCCUUGGGCAGAUCCGACAAUGCAGCCGCGGCGAUGAAAGUUCUGGGGCCCCAUGCAGGCAAGGUCAAGCAAGCGAAGGAAGCAGUGACAAAGAUGAUCGCGCAGCUGAGCCCGCCACAAGCCCGAGUGCUUAUCCGCCAAGUCAUGUUGCCGAAGAAAGCGGGAGUUGGCCUGCAAGUUGCCGGUCUCAAGAAGAUCGUGGACUUGCGAAUUCCUGAUCCGCUGGAGCUGUACACGUUCGUGUGGAGGAAAGGAGAGUGUCAGCGAGACGUGGCAGGCAACAUCCUGUCGAAGGUGGCCACAUCUGGCGAGUUCCGUCCAGACGAUGUGCGCUUCUAUUUCGACUACUUCGACCGAACGGACAAUCAAGAUGACCAAGCUUAUGUGGCGCAGAUCAUGCUCGAUCAGCUCAUUGAGCAGCCGGAGUGGGUGCUGCCCUACCUGCCCAAGGUGGUGUCAAAGCUUGCCAUGGUACCAGGAGCGACUAACAAGUCGGUACAAGCCUUGAAAUCCUGCACUUCAAACGUCUCCGACGUCGUGGAGGCGCUUACUCACGUGGUGCAGGCUUCUCGCCUGGCGUCCAGAACAGAUCCCAAGGUUAACCGGGAAGGAACCGAUGGGCGAGUGCUCGCGGACCUGAUCUCUUUGAUUUCCUUUGGCCAAUUCACGGAGACGGUGAACUCCGUCGCGCGAAUGUCUCUGGAGGAUUGUGAUCCUGCAACUCUGAAGACGUUCCUGCGGGAGGCCUUCCAGAGGUGGGAGGAUGCCGUGGCCGGCAAUGACAGCAACGCCAAAGGAUACUUCAGCUGCGCUUUAACUGCUUGGGUGAAGCUGCUGCGGCCGGGUCAGUACGACACUUGGGUGACCGAGCUAGCCGAGCUUGAGAAGCGAACCCACGCGAAGGGCAACGUGGAGAGCUGGGGGCAGAUGGCGCAGGCCUUGGCGGGCCAUGCACCUGACAUGGGAUUGUCUCCCGAUGAAUGGGAUCAGAUGCUGCAGGUUCUGCGAGCAUUCUUCGUCAGAUUAAUCGAGGGCCCUCUCAGUGUCAACGACGAGGUCCAGAAGGCAGUAACUCCUGCAGACGACACAUUCAAGAAAGAGAACACGUCGCGUGCCAAAAUCCGCAACGAGCUGCUUGAGACUCACUGGAUGAAGUUGCUGUCACAUGGGUGCACUGAAGAUGAGUCCAACGAGCUUUUCAAGAGAUGCCCGGAAGGCGAGAAAGUGAAGCUGGCGAGCAACCUCGUCCAGGAGUGGCAUCAAAGGCACUCCGAAGAAACCACGCGGGAGACCAAGGCGGCAGCCUUCCAGCAAGAGCGCCCGGAUGGAGGUUGGAAGCACACCGGUGGAAAGCCCGUCUCUCAAAUCACGGUCGGAUCUAUCGUCAGCGGCAACGUCACCAACUCCUCGAAAGAGUUUGGCGUGUACGUCAACUUCGGCUGCGAGAAAGACGGAAGGUUUCUAGGAUCAGCUUUAAGCGAUUGGUGCCGGAUUUGGAAGGCAGCAACGCAGUCACCUGCAGCACGGGCCAUGGUGGAUGACCGAGAUCGCGAGAGGGAAGAGACAGCUUUGCGGCAGGCCUACACCGCUGCCGCGAUUCGCAAGAAUGAGGAGAUCAUUGCGGCCGAGAUCCAAGCUGAAGACGAGAGUCCGGAAGCUUCGAACCAGAGCCCGAAGAUCGCGAAGGACCUUAGGGACCAAGAGGCCCUGCAGGUGACCGUGUGGUCCAUGAGUGGGGCGAAGCUUUGUAGCUUGCGCCUUGCUGCCACUGCUGCUUGCAGUGAUGUCAUGCGGGAAGCGGCCAAGGCCAGUGCCAUCCGGCAGUCGGAGUUGAAGCUCUUCUGCGAAGAUCGGGAGCUGGCUUUGAAGACUCGGCUCUCCGACAUAGCCUCCGACUGCUCCCUGGACCUGAACCUCCUUCGCAUUGAUCCGGAGUGGCAGACCUUCAGCGAGGUCGUCUCUUACGCUGGUUGCCAGCUCGCCGUAGCCCCCGCCAGGCUCCAGGCGGACAAGCAGCUGGUUUUGCGUGCAGUCAGACAGAAUGGCCAUGCCCUUGAGUACGCCUCGGAGUCUUUGAAAGCAGACAAGGAGGUAGUCCUGGCAGCCGUCCAGGACGCUGGGCUCGCCCUGCAAUUUGCCGGCUCACGGAUGCGAGACAAUGCCGAGGUCGUUCAUGCCGCUGUGAUCCAGAAUGGCAAUGCCCUGAACUUUGCCUCCCCAAGACUGCAGGGAGACGCGGAGCUGGCUUUGGCCGCAGUAAUUUCCCCUGGCGCCUUUCAGUUCGCAUCAGAAGCUCUUCGCUGUGAUCGCAAGGUCGUCUUGGCAGCCGUCGACUUGAAUGGCCUUUGUUUGGAGUUCGCUUCAGGGCAACUCAAAGAAGAUCGGGAAGUUGUGCUGAGAGCUGUGCGUCAGGAUGGGCUUGCCCUGGAGUUUGCUUUUGAGGAGCUUCGUGCCGACCGUGAAAUUGUCAUGGAAGCUGUGCAGGUGAACGGCUUGGCUUUGUGGGAUGCGCAUGAGAGCUUGAAAGCCGACAGAGAGAUCUUGGCGAAUUGCCGUUGGGGCUGA